Molecule: messenger RNA, 3025 nt
Organism: Tauraco erythrolophus (red-crested turaco)
Lineage: Eukaryota; Metazoa; Chordata; Aves; Musophagiformes; Musophagidae
Source: RefSeq, a predicted model, not a curated record
GUCUAGGUUGAAGAAGGACUAUGAUGACUUUAAAAGACAUCCAGACCAUGAUAAAUUUACCAGAGAAUUGUGGAGUAAUGAUGAAAGUGAAGCUGAUUCUGGCAAAGAUUCUUCUCCCGUAGUAUGUGGAAAAUCUUCAGAGUCUUCAGAACAUGGGGAAGUUCCCAAAAAAGACCACCCAGACAAUGAUGAAAUGAAACUAUUAGAGAUGAAUUUGCCUGCAGGAAAAAACAAAAUUCUGAAAAAGGAAUCGACUUCUAAAGAAAUACAGAAGACACUGCCCAAAUGUGUUAAACGUCAGGCCAAGCAAAAUAGUUGUCUGGAUCAAAGCACUAAUGAGCUUUCACCAAGAAAGAAACCUAAGUUGAGCACUAAUGAGGCUGUGGUCCAGAGUUCAGAAGGUAGCCUGCAGCCAGACAGAUGUUUGACUGAGCUGAAACAAUUUGAAGGGUCAGCUCUGGAAUUGUUUUCCUUAAUAGAUCCUGCAACAUCAGUACCAAACUUUCCAAAAGGGACCAAACCCAUCCAGGCCUUGCUUGCCAAGAAUACUGGGAACAAAGUGACCUUAACAAAUCACCUGUCACCUCCCCCAGCCAUAAAUGUAUCUACUUCUGAAAAGCCAGUUUUAGCGCCGUCGGAAUCAUCACUGUUAAAACCAGCAUUGCCCUGCCAGACCAGUUCAAAGACUCCUUUACAAAUGGUAUACAAAAUGCCAAAUGGCCACUGUGUACCAAUAGACCUUAACAACAGCUCUAUGAAAAUUCAGAUGCAACCUGUGAUUGACCCUAAAACUCGAGAAAAAGUAAUGCAACAAGUUCUUAUUUUACCUAAGAAUUUUCUUAUUCAGCAGAAGGAGGGAAAAAUUGUGUCCAAGGACGUUCAGUCACUACAACAAAAGUCGUCUGAGCUGCGCUGUACAAAUUUACCAGAAAUGUCACAUGUCAGCGUUUCUUUAACACCUGUUGUGGUAACAGGCCCUGCAAAUGCCACCAGUCAGUCACCUAGUACAAUUUUUAACAGCAGUAUUACCCACUUGUCACAAGCGACUGGUCUCUUGAACUCUACACAGCCAUUGCCUGCUGUAACUUCAGCAGGCAGCUUGUUAUCAUCAAUGAUUACGGUGAGCCAAACGGAAACUGACAAAACCAAGACUACAGUUUCAACUGCCGCGUUCCCUGUGUCUUCAGCUUCACCUAGUCUUUCCACAGCUAGCCAGUCUUUGAUAGCAGCAAUAAGUGGGUCUACCAACACUGCUUCUGCAUGUCAUAGUCUUGCAUCACAGCAGACAGCCGACUCCUUUGAAGCUAGGCAAGAGCUGAAGACGAUGUGUAUAAGAGAAUCACAAUCUAUCCUGGUCACAACACGGGGUGGAAACACAGGAAUUGUUAAAGUGCAAACAAACCCAGACCAGAUUUCACCUAGUAGUUUAUCUUCUAGUUCAGUUUUCACUUACGCGCCUCAACUUCAGGCCUUUCUUGUGCCCAAAACCACAGGAUUAUCAUGCUCUACUCUUCCAUCUGUAGCAACAGCCACGUCUGGUCUCCCACAUAUUGGACAAUCGUCUCGUUCUGGAUUUGCCCCUUCAACAGCUGCUUCUGUUAACGUUCCAGCUUUCCCAGCUGAUUCUACCCAGGCAAUGGAGAAGAAUAUCAAAUUCGCAUUACAGCAGCCUGCUGUUGGGGGCACUCUGGGUCAAGUAAUAGAGAACUCCUGCUACGUGUCUGCUUCUUUAUCCUCCAUUUCAUUAGCUAGCAAUUUGAUGUCAGCAACUCCGAGCAGUUCUGCUAGCAUGACUAGCACUGGACAAAAUAACACUGUCAUAACUCCUAAUUCUUCUAUGCAGCAACAAGGUGAUACUACAGCUAAAACAAAUCCUGCUAUACAAUCUGAGUAUAAUUCAGCAACAGAUGGAGAUUUGAUCGGUAGUGCUCCAGUCCAGAAACUUACAUUUGUCACAAAUCCACCUAUUUUAUCUCCCUGUGGGUCAUCAGGGGUCAGUAUUAUACCCUCUCCAGCAUCCGCUGGUGUUAAUGCUCAGAAGUUGGUUUUCAUUAACACACAAAUUGCCAGCGGCCCAUCAACCACCAGUCUCGUUUCAGAGUCAUUGAAACAUAACAUUCCUUCUUCCCUGAGCAAAGCCCUUGUUAGUGCCACAGAGCAACCGCAGUUGGUUCUGAUCGCAUCUACAGUAGCAGCACCAAUAAAAAUAAACUCAUCACCAACUAUCGCUCAAGUGAAAGAUGUGAAAAUUGGACUAAAUAUAGGUCAAACCAUUGUAAAUAGUAAAGGCAGUGCACAACAGGCCCCACCAGUUAACAUAUUGCACUCUGCCGUUUCUAAGGGAGAAGAGAAAAAGAGCAUGGGCUUGGCGCUGUCUUUGACAAGCAGUAGUGCUGUGGUUCCUGUUCCAGGUUUUGUGAGUCAAAGUGCUGUGUCAGUUAAUGAAUCUGGGUGCGUUGCAACAAAAGCUGAAAAUGCCUUUGCAGUGACAACAGCAAAUGCAUGUGUAGAAUCUGUUUCAGUAACAUCAAGUGGGACGUCUGGGACACAGCCCACUGUUUUGAUUGGUGGGAAUGAUCCCGCAAGAAUAAGGCCAGUUCUGGGUAACCGACUGUGUACAUCAAAUGUUGGAAAUGCUGUGGGUAUAUCAACUGUGAAAACAGGACAUCUUGCUUCAUCUGUGCUCAUCUCAACAACACAACCGACAGUAUCUCCUCUAAACGUAGCUUCUGCGUUGCAGUUUCCAGUCAUUAGCUUGCCUGGGUCUGUAGCUACCCCCCACAAAGUGUCACAUACAGUUCCUCAGUUGGCAGCAGCUCCAGCUCCUCUGCCGGUACCAAAAAGCCAGUUUCCCACCCUGCUUCAGUUUCAAUCGGGAAUUUCAGCUGCUGUGCCAAAUAAUGCAGCUGUUCACAAACCUCAGAAUGCAUUGCCCCCUUCAUCACCGAAUACAGAUGAAGACAAUCAAGUACAGAGUUCUCGUAGCAACAUGGAAGAACCAGGAACAGGAACCUUGGUCCCCUGA